Hibiscus syriacus is the source of this 739-nucleotide messenger RNA. RefSeq names its product SART-1 family protein DOT2-like. NCBI's taxonomy places the organism in Eukaryota, Viridiplantae, Streptophyta, Magnoliopsida, Malvales, Malvaceae. The record is from RefSeq and is a predicted model, not a curated record. Gene Ontology annotation, biological process: mRNA cis splicing, via spliceosome; maturation of 5S rRNA. Gene Ontology annotation, cellular component: U4/U6 x U5 tri-snRNP complex. The transcript has 3 exons. The coding region runs from base 272 to 724 and encodes 150 amino acids.
GAAAAUCAAAUUUUCGCUGAUGAUGAAGAGGAUCUUUAUACAUCGCUUGAAAAAGCAAGGAGGUUAGCUCUUAAAAAGCAAGAAGAAAAAUCAGGUCCACAAGCUAUUGCGCUUCUUGCUAGCAAAGCCACCAGCAAUCAAACUACAGAUAUCAAAACACCUCCACUGGAGAGGCACAAGAAAACAAGGUUGUAAUCACAGAGAUGGAGGAGUUUGUUUGGGUCUUCAGCUUGAUGAAGAAGCUCAUAAGCCUGAUAGUGAAGAUGUUUUCAUGGAUGAGGAUGAAGUGCCGGGAGCUUCUGAACAAGAUAGAAAAAAUGCAGAAAAAGAGGUGGGUGGAUGGUCGGAAGUAGCUGAUACUAAUGUUGAUGAAAAGCCUGCAAGUGAGGAUAAGGAUGAGAUCGUUCCAGAUGAAACCAUUCAUGAAGUUGCAGUUGGCAAAGGAUUAUCAGGUGCACUGAAGCUACUUAAAGAUCGAGGAACACUUAAAGAAACUAUUGAAUGGGGUGGCCGGAACAUGGACAAGAAAAAGAGCAAACUUGUUGGCAAUGUAGACGAAAACCGUCAAAAUGAUAGAUUUAAAGAUAUUCGCAUUGAAAGGACAGAUGAAUUUGGUCGAAUUAUGACUCCGAAGGGAGCCUUCCGGAUGCUUUCUCAUAAAUUUCAUGGCAAGGGGCCAGGCAAAAUUAAGCUAGAAAAACGGAUGAAGCAAUAUCAGGAAUAAUUGAAGCUGAAGCAA